Molecule: messenger RNA, 2825 nt
Organism: Perca flavescens (yellow perch)
Lineage: Eukaryota; Metazoa; Chordata; Actinopteri; Perciformes; Percidae
Product: BMP/retinoic acid-inducible neural-specific protein 3
Exons: 8
Coding region: 66-2348 (760 amino acids)
Biological process (GO): negative regulation of mitotic cell cycle; positive regulation of neuron differentiation; cellular response to retinoic acid
Cellular component (GO): cytoplasm; neuronal cell body; dendrite
Source: RefSeq, a predicted model, not a curated record
AACGCCCCCCCUCUCUCCCCUCUAACAUCACCACCCUCAUCCCUCCUUGGCUCCCUCCAUCUCUGAUGGCUCUAUGGGGCGUCGUCAGUCUCAGCCUUCACUGCUGGGUGUGUUUACGUUCUGCAGUAACAGCAGCAGCAGCAACAGCCAGCCUCCCCAAUGACAAGCCUGGGGGCCCCCUGGACUGGCUCCUGUCUGAUAAAGGACCUUUCCACCACUCCCCAGAGUACAUCGACUUUGUGGAGAAGAACCGGCAAGGCUUCUCCACCAGAUACAAGAUAUACAGGGAGUUUGGGAGAUGGAAAGUGAACAACUUGGCAGUGGAAAGGAGAGAUUUCUUGGCGUCUUCGUUACCUCUGACUCCUGAGUUCAUCAGGAACAUUCGACUGCUGGGCCGCAGGCCCACCACCCAGAUGAUCACUGACAAUCUGAUCAGGAAGUAUGGGACUCACUUCCUGUUGUCAGCUACACUGGGAGGAGAAGAGGCCUUAACGCUGUUUGUGGACAAGAGGAAACUGAGUAAGAAAGCAGAGGUGAGCGAUUACUCGGGUAACUCCUCCACUGUGACUCUGGAAGCUCUGCACCAGCUGGCUGCCUCCUAUUUCAUAGACAGGGAGAGCACCCUGCGCAAGCUGCACCACAUCCAGAUCGCCUCCACUGCCAUCAAGGUGACAGAGACCCGCACAGGUCCUCUUGGAUGCAGUAACUAUGACAACCUUGACUCUGUUAGCUCCGUGCUGGUUCAGAGCCCUGAAAAUAAAGUCCAGCUGCAAGGCUUGCAGGUGAUCCUUCCAGACUACUUGAGAGAAAGCUUUGUGCAGGCUGCUCUCAGCUACAUAGCCUGUAAUGGAGAGGGUGAUUUUGUCUGCAAGGAAAACGAAUGUUGGUGCCAUUGUGACCCCAAGUUCCCAGAGUGCAACUGUCCCUAUAUGGACAUCCAAGCCAUGGAGGAGAGCCUGGAGAGGAUCACAGAGACAUGGGGGUUGCUGUAUAAAGAGUUUGAGGAAUCGGAUGAAUUCAAGGUAUUCUUUGCGAGGCUGCCCCAGAACCUUUUCCUGAACGUGUCAAGCAUCCAACACUUGUGGUCGAUGGACAACUUGUUCCAGUUGCGAUAUGAGCAGCUGGAGAACAGCAUGCGGGUCCUCUCCAAACGAGCCCAGAGAGUGAUCUUCAAGCUCUUCAGUCUCAGUAAAAGAUGUCACCGACAGCCCCAAGUCCGCCUACCAAGAGAACGGCCUCAGUCCUACUGGCUGAGUCAUUUGCAGUCCCUCCUGUAUUGCUCAGAGAAUAACCAGCUUGGUGCAUUCUCUGAGGAGCUCCAAAGCUGCAGCUGCCGAUACGAACACAGCCCCUGUCAGCUGCCUCCGCCCUGCUCUGUUGGGGAAGGCUCGGCCUGCGCAGCAUGUGCACCAGACAACCGCACCCGCUGUGGGAGCUGCAACCCUGGCUUCGUGCUGACGCAGGGGGCCUGCAGGUCCAUGGUGGCGGACUCUACGGAGAACUACCUGGGAUUUGAGACGGACCUCCAGGAUUUGGAGCUGGGCUACCUACUGCAGAGAGCUGACCGCAGGCUAGAGGUCCACGCGAUCUUCAUCAGCAAUGACAUGCGACUCAACAGUUGGUUUGACCCAUCGUGGAGAAAGAGGAUGCUGCUGACGCUGAAGAGCAACAAAUACAAGUCCAACAUGGUCCACAUGCUGCUGGGAGUAUCCCUCCAGAUCUGCCUUACAAAGAACAGCACCCUGGAGCCUGUCCUUACUCUAUACAUCAACCCCUUUGGAGGGAGCCACUCAGAGAGCUGGUACAUCCCUGUCAAUGAGAACAAUUUUCCAGACUGGCAGGCCACUAAACUGGACCUGCCUUUCGAGUGCUAUAAUUGGACUCUGACACUGGGUAACAAGUGGAAGACGUUCUUUGAAACCAUUCAUAUCUACCUUCGGAGUAGGAUAAAGACUCAAAGUGGAGUGAAUGACAGUAUGUAUUAUGAGCCUUUAGAAAUUACAGAUCCUGCUCGGAACCUGGGCUACAUGAAGAUCAACAGCAUCCAGGUCUUUGGCUACAGCAUGCACUUUGACCCAGAGGCGAUCCGUGACUUGAUUCUGCAACUGGACUACCCAUACACACAAGGGUCCCAGGACACUGCCAUGCUUCAGCUCUUGGAAAUACGAGACCGGGUGAACCGGCUGUCCCCUCCGGGUCAACAGAGGCUGGACCUGUUUGCCUGUCUUCUUCGGCACCGGCUCAAACUGACUGCCAGCGAGGUGGUUCGCAUUCAUGCCUCCUUACAGGCCUUCAGCUCACUUCUGCCCAAGUCGAUGGAUUACGAGACCACCAAGUUGUGCAGUUAACAGCUGCUUGAAGGGAUAUCUGGACUGUACAUGGCCUCUAGGAGAACUCCUGGACAUAAGAAUGGUGCCCAUUGUGGUGCAGAUGCUUACAGUUGUGUCUUUGUGGAUUACCAAGCUAAAUGAUAAAUCAGGAGAGAACCAGUCGUGGACAGCUGAAGAAUGUACUCACCUGGUUGUUUUGGUUUCUGUUUUGUGGCAACUACCUUCAGUUCUAUAUUAUAACGAAUGAGGUGGAUCAGCAAGAAAACGCACAACUGUUUGACAAAAACAAACUCUUUAACAAAAUAAUCCUACAGUAAAUUCAAAUACCGCUCCAUAAAAGUUGAACCAUCCUGUUUCAAUAUGACUCUGCUCAUUUAUACUGUAAGUACCAAUGCCAAAUGAAUGGACAUUUUAUGGUAAAAAUGGUACACUGUUUGUUUGUAACUUUUAUAUGUUCCUUUGCUUCAGUGACAGUGAACUUCCCAUGAAGACCAG